Messenger RNA from Oncorhynchus gorbuscha (pink salmon), 3487 nucleotides. Its product is annotated as ORC ubiquitin ligase 1-like. Gene Ontology annotation, biological process: protein monoubiquitination; regulation of DNA replication. Lineage: Eukaryota; Metazoa; Chordata; Actinopteri; Salmoniformes; Salmonidae. The transcript has 6 exons. Bases 81 to 2372 code for a protein of 763 amino acids. The record is from RefSeq and is a predicted model, not a curated record. Gene Ontology annotation, molecular function: ubiquitin-protein transferase activity.
CGUAGUCAUGUGGUUUUGAAGGCGGGGCUUUUUGUUGUUGUCGUUUCUCGUCGAAACUCUUGAGCAAAAAAAAACAAACAAUGGCUAACAACUUUCAAAACGUGACUCUUUCUCUAACUUUACCCAUAUCAUGCCAGAUCUGCCUUGGAAAGGUCCGCCAGCCCGUCAUCUGUGCCAAUAACCACGUGUUCUGUUCUGGCUGCAUGGACAUCUGGCUGAAGAAGGCUAGUCAAUGUCCUUCAUGCCGAGUUCCCAUCACCUCGGAGAACCCGUGCAGAGAAAUUAUAGGGGGGACAAAUGAGAGCGAGUCCAACGAGAGCUAUUCUGUGAAGAAACACCUCCGAAAGACCAGGGGAGAGCUUUUGUUGAGGGAAUAUGAAGAUGAAGUGGAAGGUCUCCUCAAAGAGACUGAAGAGCUGAGGAACAAGAACCAGAUCCUGGAGUCCCAGCUGAAGACGGUACUAGAUCCCUGUACUGUAACAGCCAGCCGGAGAGAAGACCGGGGUCUAGACCCCGGUGUUGUGGAAGAGUGGAGCAACAAGCUGAGAGCGGCUACAGAUGACUACAGGCGGAUCAAACUGGAUGUGGAGAAACUAAAAGAGGCUAACAAGAUGCUGCGUCGUCAGACUAUUGACCUGGUCCAGGAGAACGUGAGGUUGAAAGCGGAGGUUGCCAGUAGAUCUCCUCAGAAGUUUGGCCGGUACACGGUAGCAGCUUUGGAAGCUAAGAUCCAUCAGUACGAAAGAGAUUUGGACCACCUGAAGAAAGCUCUGGAACGCAGCGACCAGUACAUAGAAGAACUGGAGGCUCGGGGUGGAGGGGUCGCGGAGAGGCUCCCGAGAAACCCGAGAGAGGCGUCCCAGGGCCACACCGAUGCCCGUCCAGAGAGCACCUCCUCUGGGGAAGGUGAAGCCGAGACCAGGGUCCACUAUCAGAGGAUCAGUGCCACGACGAGGAGUCUGAGUGACAUGGAGAAGGCCUCCGUCUGCUCCGGUCUGGAGGGAGAAUCCAAGACGUUGUCCGCUCACCACAACUACCUCCUGACGACCUCUAACGCCGUGCAGCUCGACGCCGUCGGCUCCGACACGUUCCGGGACCACCGGAGAGGUUUCGGCGUGACCCUCCUCGGACACAAAGACUCUAUAGAUACCGAUAGGAUUGACGCCAUCGUUCCCUCUGACCUCUUCCUGCUCUCCACUCCCUCCUCCGCCUUCCGCUCUCUCAGUCUGAAGAGUCCCAGUGUUGGUGAAGACAAGAAGCUUGGUUAUAAGGCUGUGACCCAUCUGAGGAGACUCCGUUUUGAGGACAGUGUAACACCCAGCAGUAGCAGCAGCGUCUCCACCGUAGCAACUAAACGGUCCAAUCACACUGCUCAGUUGUCCAACGGUGUGUCUUCCUGCAACGCAGCCGAGCCGGGACUCUCCACUACCGCCGAGCCGUUGUUCUGGGCUGCAGCCUGGCAGAGCCGCAAGGCUUCUGAUAUAACCUCCGUGACCUCUGUGACGUCACCCAAUCACAACGGAGAGGAGGAGAGGAGGCAGCUCAACACGUCUUCAGGGUCGGGGCACGGCGAGAGAAAGCAAACCGCGGGAGUCACCACGUCCCGCGAUCUGACAGAGGACGAAGCCUUCAUGGACGAAGCCUUCAUGGACGUAGCCUAUCUGGAUAAGAUCUCUGAGCUGGACUCUAUGAUGCUGGAGGGGCCAGAGAGCUGCGGCUCGGCAGGGUCGCACCUGUCCUCGGGCUCACACCUGUCCCUGGCUUCCUCCCUGACUUCUGCCGACACACCGGACUUGACCCUUGACCUCAGACUGGAUGUGACCCUGGUACCUGAGGUGGAGGGCUGCUCUGAACUCUUCCUGGAUCCUGACUCUGAGCAGGACCGAGGUGGACAGACCGAGGCGGAGGAUUUCGACUUGGCGUGUCGGAUAAAGGGAACCUCUUCGUCUCCGGUCACAGUGUCAGAGACUCGGGCAGCUUCUCUAGCGCCCACAUCUACGACGACGACGGCAACCAGGUCUGGAUCCUCCUCUGGGAGAGACGCUGGCAACGGGGACCACAGUCUUCUAGACCGUACGGGGCCCGCUAGAGAACAGGGACACCUCUCUGACCCGUCUCAGACCGAUGAACUGUCCUUCGACCUGCUGUUUGACCCCUUAACAGAGACCCGGACGGGACCAGGAGGGCCGUCGGCCUGGCAGGCCUCAGCCAACCACCACCACGACAUCUCGUCUGACUGCUGCUCGGCACAUAGACCUGGUGGAGACGCUGUGAGAGAGAAGAGCGCGGGGACUCCUAGUCAGGCCACCAAACGGAAGUCUCACAGUCCUUUUAAUGUCGGCAGUCCCUCCAAACAUUCUAAGUUUAUGUGAUGGAGUUACCAUGGCGCCCACGUCACUGUAGACUAGCCCGGGCGCCAGUCUGUUUCUGAUCUCUUAGACAGCUCUUUAUGGAACUGUGGGAUGCGAUGUCCUGGCAGAAUCUGCGACCAGGCUCCCUUCUUUACGGUGUCUUAGUCCCAAGUGUCAUGUUAUUCCCUAUAUAGUGCACUACUUUAGACAGGAGUCCUACAUGGGCCCUGGUCUACAGUAGUUCAUUAUGUGAGGAAUAGGGUACCAUUUGGCAUAGCAUUAGCAACACAAGACUGCAAUCGUUAACCGCUUCUUUCAAACUGUUGCUAAUGCUAACGGCUUCUUUCAAACUGUUGCUAAUGCUAACGGCUUCUUUCAAACUGUUGCUAAUGCUAACGGCUUCUUUCAAACUGUUGCUAAUGCUAACUGCAUCUUUCAAUCUGUUGCUAAUGCUAACUGCUUCUUUCAAUCUGUUGCUAAUGCUAACGGCUUCUUUCAAACUGUUGCUAAUGCUAACAGCUUCUUUCAAUCUGUUGCUAAUGCUAACGGCUUCUUUCAAACUGUUGCUAAUGCUAACUGCAUCUUUCAAUCUGUUGCAAAUGCUAACUGCUUCUUUCAAACUGUUGCUAAUGCUAACUGCUUCUUUCAAUUUGUUGCUAAUGCUAACGGCUUCUUUCAAUCUGUUGCUAAUGCUAACUGCUUCUUUCAAUCUGUUGCUAAUGCUAACUGCUUCUUUCAAUCUGUUGCUAAUGCUAACUGCUUCUUUCAAUCUGUUGCUAAUGCUAACUGCUUCUUUCAAUCUGUUGCUAAUGCUAACGGCUUCUUUCAAACUGUUGCUAAUGCUAACUGCUUCUUUCAAUCUGUUGCUAAUGCGAACUGCUUCUUUCAAACUGUUGCUAAUGCUAACUGCUUCUUUCAAACUGUUGCUAAUGCUAACUGCUUCUUUCAAUCUGUUGCUAAUGCUAACGGCUUCUUUCAAUCUGUUGCUAAUGCUAACUGCUUCUUUCAAUCUGUUGCUUAUGUGUAUGUAUGUAUUGGCAUCAAAUUAUUCCUGAAAAUAAAACUGUUAUUUUCAGUACAUUUUGUGGAAUUUGUAGACCAAUUAUUGCAACAAAUAAAACUUAAUUUGAUGGUAA